CCACAGCCUCCCGGGCUCCGCGUAGGUCCGGUCCCGCCCCUAUCGCCCGUCUCCCAGGCAACGCGCAGCGCUCACCUCACAGCGUCUGUCCAGCGACUCUCUCUCCGCGUCCGAGCACGCGCACCAACCAUGGCUCGGGGUCCUGCUCCUAUUCCCGAGUCGUUCUCGAGCGAAGAAUACGCAACUACCCAGCAGCCCAGGCCGUGGGCCACAUGGAACCUGGGCUCGCCCACCGCCCAGGCGGCCGCUGUGCAGGCGACCACCAGUUCCGGCGCCACCCCGAGCCGGGCCUUCCGGCGCGGUGGGCUCAGCAGCCAUCCCAGAAUCGACGCAGGCACCUCGCCGCAGGUCCGCUUUUUGCGGCCGCGAACCGCGCACCCGCCGGUACUCUUCAGCUUAUUGAAUUCCAAUGAAGCUGCAAUGAAAAAAUUUUUGCCCAAGAGCAACUUAUCACGGGUGAUUAUUCGGGACAACCUCAGUGCACAACGAAUCUGUGCGAUGGAGAUAAGAGCUUCAGACAAGACCCAGAAAAAGAUGGGCCAGUUGUAUGACCACCUGAAAAAAAAGUUCAUGACAGACCAGCUCAGAAAGCUGGGGCGCUGGAAACAGGAAUCUGUGAACCUCCAGCAGUGCCUGGACAGCAUGCGAGUGUACAGGGUCUAGCUCCAGCUCCAACUCCGUCCUGACAAGAAAAGCCAGUCGCCCCAGUCACAUGGCAGAAUGAUCUGCCGCAGGGCUAUGAUGACAUCAGGCUGACAGGAGGGAAAGAGGGAGCGAGCUAGCCAGCCUAACCGUGGUAGAACAACAAUAAACUGCAACAGCGGACAGUGGAGCACAAACCCCUCAGCAAUUCUCGUAUUCCUUGCCUGGCCCUGCCCCCUCUGUUCUGGUGGAGGGGACCCUGAUAGUCCCUAGCUGCCUGAGGAGGAGGCCGAAUCAAGCCAGUUUCCAGUGGCAAGUGUGUGGCUGGCCUUCUUGUUUGCUCACCGUCUCCCUUACCAGCUUUUGAACGUCUCAGUGGCAGGGCAGCAAUGCCGAGUCAUUCAUCUUUGUAAUCACAUUGCCCAGUAAGUGAGAGUAAUCUUUUGGUAUUUUUGAAUAAAUGACUCUGUAUUCCUCUUUGUAUUACUGCUUCACCUCAGUGACAGAGCAAGGGCUGGGUACAUCUUUUCAGAGUUAACAAAGUCCCCUCAUUUUACAGAUGAGGAAACUGAGGCCCAGAGAGGUGAUCUGACUUGCCCAAGGUCAUUCAGCAAGACAGUGGCAGAGAACUAGGAGCAGGCUUCCUGACUGUGGAGAGUGGCCAUCCUGCAUCACGCCAGCAGCUGGGCAAGGAGCUUGGUCCUCUUGGUGGCUUCGGGAGCUCUCCCUCGGGAAGUCCUCCUCACUCGCACUCACCCCUCAUCCUUGUCCUCGCCGUGCCCCUCUGGGCCAUCCAACAGGCUUCCCUGUAAGCUGGAGGGAGCCCCCAGCCCAGGGGGCCCUGGGCAGGGCAGGCUGCCAGAUGUUGGUGAUGUUUCUAUGUUCCUGCCUUGUGGUUGUCCUUUUGAGAACUGGAGCUGACUACUUUUCAGUGGGAGCCAAACCAUCUUUUUCUAGAUUCUAGUCUGUUUUCAUGGCUGAUUACAACUGGUCAGAAUAAUUGAUUUAAAUAUUUGAAUUUUAUUAUACUAGCAAUAUGACCUCAUUUACCAAAAACAAUUUCUUUGGUUUGAUCGACUGCUGCUGGUGUUUUGGUGCAUUUCCUAUAUUUGUUUCAUUUCAACAACAGCCUUUCCUUGGCACCAGACCUAGAAAUGGAAA
Manis pentadactyla (Chinese pangolin) is the source of this 1803-nucleotide messenger RNA. It is a transcript of the gene C14H5orf52, whose product is annotated as chromosome 14 C5orf52 homolog. Bases 130 to 663 code for a protein of 177 amino acids. The transcript is spliced from 4 exons. NCBI's taxonomy places the organism in Eukaryota, Metazoa, Chordata, Mammalia, Pholidota, Manidae. The record is from RefSeq and is a predicted model, not a curated record.